Messenger RNA from Saccostrea echinata, 4023 nucleotides. Its product is annotated as protein kibra-like. The transcript is spliced from 7 exons. Lineage: Eukaryota; Metazoa; Mollusca; Bivalvia; Ostreida; Ostreidae. The record is from RefSeq and is a predicted model, not a curated record. The coding region runs from base 240 to 2537 and encodes 765 amino acids. Gene Ontology annotation, biological process: regulation of cell population proliferation; hippo signaling; apoptotic process. Gene Ontology annotation, molecular function: protein binding; molecular adaptor activity.
UGAGUGAAAACGGAGAGAAGAAUGUAAACAAUUUGACCACCUUAUACAAUCAAUCAUGUUACAAAUAAUUAUUUGAUGAUCAGACAGAUGUAAAUAUGGUGUCAUGAUAAUGGAAAUAACUUUGAAAUGGCAAUUUAUAUUGAAAUUAUGUGGAAUUCCUAUCAGGAGGAUGAGCGCACCUGCGAUUGUUUUCCACACUGCAACAUAGUUAAAAGACUUGAUUAUUUCCACCGACAGUAAUGUUAUCGAAGAAAAAAGACUCGGGCAUUAAUGAUGGCAUUGCAGGAAAAUAUGUCAAACGUGAAACUCCACCAAUGCUUAGAAAUUAUCACACCCCUGUUCGCCAGACCCCAAAUUUUCAACGUCGCAGUGUUAAAACCCCAGCCACAUUUUAUGUUCCUCAACAGUCGGCCAGUAAUGUUUUAAGCAGCAGAACACAGGUGACAACUCGUUCCAAUGUCCAAUCCAGUGUCACAUCGCAAGAGACUCGAGCCCAGCAGUUGUCCCCCUUGACACAGCAGAGGAACACGCAGAGUGCCCCUCCACAGAUUGCCGGUAAUCAGCUAUCCCAAGGGGUUCAGAACUUAAGUGUGGCAGAUCGUUCUGAUGUCUCGGGGUCUACCAGCUCUCUGAGCACCCAGGGGUCAACUACUAGUAGUCAGGGUACAUCAGGUUAUGGCACUGGUCCACAACCAACCGAAAGUCCAACUCAGCAGAGCUCAGGGCAGAGAAAUAAUCUUGGAGCCAUUAGAGAAGAUUUCCAUGAACCUGGUAAUUUAGGAGCAUCACAAAGCAACUACUCAGAUUAUCACAGCCAGUUUGAUGAAAAUUACCAGAUACAACAAUACCAUGAAGAGAUCAGAAACCACUAUGCACAGCAAAGUGGAGGUCAUGUGACCAGCACACAGCACAGUCUGCAGUCCAGCACUCAGCAGUCCAGCACUAGUGCAUCAUCCUCUUCUGCCUAUGCUGGUGAUGAGUUUCCCCUGCCCCCAGGCUGGUCAUUAGACUGGACAGUGAGGGGGAGAAAAUACUAUAUUGACCACAACACCCAGACCACCCAUUGGAGCCACCCCUUAGAGAAAGAGAGUCUCCCCACAGGCUGGGAGAGAAUUGAAAACAAAGAGUAUGGAGUGUACUAUGUAAAUCAUUACCUACAAGUAGCACAAGUGAACCAUCCCUGCUCCCCAACUCAGGGGAACCCAAGGUUCAGUCUUCCACCCCACCUACCCAGACAGAUAGAGUACCGCUCUACCCGCCAGGACCAUGUUCUUGUGCCCGCCAACCCCUACCUUCAUACAGAAAUUCCUAAAUGGCUGGUUGUAUAUUCAAAAGGAGCCAGAGAACAUGAUCAUAAAUUGAAGUGGGAUUUGUUCCGGUUGAAUGAAAUUGAGGUGUUUGAUGCAAUGUUGAUGCGACUUCAUAAACAAGAACUGGAGCAGAUAGUGAUGAGUUAUGAGGCUUAUCGUAGUGCACUGAUUAGAGAAAUGGAGCGACGAAAGAAGGAAAAUCAGGUUCCGGGCCAGACUCUGGCACUCACUCAAGGUGUGGAGCACCAGAAACAGAUUCAGAAUGAAGGACUUUUACCAGGGAGACUGUACAAUAUUGGAGCCCAAGGUUCAGGGCAAAGCCCAGCACAAGGUGCUUCUCAAGGCAUUCAACAGAAUGUGGGUCUUGGAUUUCCUAGAAGUGUUGAGCAGGUUUCUGGAAUGCCAGUAAAUGUUGGUGUACCACAGGCUUUGCAAGGACAAAUGAUUCAACAAAAUAUGGUGAGAGCGAAUUUGAAUUUUCCAAAUGCAAACCCAGCAGUGUCAAAUAAUCUUUCAAAUCUUCCACAAGGGGUUAAUCCAAAUGCUGGACAGCUAGGGCAGACAGCAGCAGAGAGGAUGAUGAUGUUGCACAGUCAGGUGUCAGAUAACCAAUUUGCUAUGCAGAAGACAGUUACAACUCAACAUCAUUUAAUGCAGCAGCACCACCAAAUACAACAACAACUGGAGCAACUGCGUCAAGAACAGAUGCAGCGUCAUCUUCAACAGCAACUUAUACAGCAACGAUUGCUGCAACAGCAACAUAUGCAACAUUUUCAAUUACAUGGUGCUCAGAUGUUGCCUACAUCUCAGAACUUUGUCUCCCAGCAGCCAAUUAGUAGCCAAGUGCAGCAUUACACCCCUUUCACAGCUAGCCAGCAGACUAGCAAUCAGCAGACACAAGGUUAUUCACCACACCCAACAACCAUUGCACAACAACCUCAGAGCAACCCACAACCCUUUACUCAGCACCCAUCAACAGCACAAGUAUCCUAUCCAGCCUACCCUCAGCUUGCAACAGCAGUCCCAACAAAUAUGCAACAACUGCAGCCACAACAGAGCAUACCACAGGGUUAUCCUCAGCAAGUGGUUGCAACCACACUGCCAACAACCCAGCAACCUUUCUCGGUAACUUCAUCACAGCCAACUGUCCCCCCAAGUUUUCCCCCAAAAACUCAACCACAGACUCAAUCAAAGUCCCUCACUCAAAAUAUUGAAACCAAAGUUUGACACCCUGAUGUGCAAAAUAUUUAAGUUAGGUGCAUUUUUAACAUAUCUCAAACAAUUCCUGGUGUAGUGAUAUUGAAAUGGUCAAACUAUUUUGGUUAUUUUGUUAUCUUCCAGAAUCCAAAACCAAUGUGUUAUACUUAAGAAACGGUAUAAAUGUAUUUCCAUGGAUAGUGUUUAAUAAUAUCUAGUUAUUGGAAAAAUCACCUUAGGACUGAUUACAUACAUUUCAACACUAUCAUGUCUUACAGUACUACAUCUGUGAAAACAAACUGUAUGUCAACUAUACUGUUCCAGUCUCAAAGUUACAAAAACUAGUCUGUCUUCUGAUUGGCAAUAUAGCGUUUUGUCAUUGAAAUAGUAGAUGUAAUUUGUUUCACAAAGGGGAAGGGAAAGUUUAAUUGUUUAAAACUUGUGUUAAGUUUAUUUCUGUUGUCAUAGUCAUGAAAGCUGUACAAAUUUAUUCAGAAUUUAUUUCAUGUAAAUAUUUUAUUGGAAGUUUGAAUUAGGCAUAUAUUUUUUCCAUAUUUUUUGUAGCGGCAUUUUUGUUAAAAUACUGUGUAUUUCAUUUUACCUAGAUGUUUUCCUUAAAUUCUUUUCAUGUGUUGAUGUUGUGUGCCAAAACAUAUGUGAAAUUUUUUGAAGGAAUUUAUUUACAUGUAACUCCAAUAUUCCAAGCCCCUGAUACGUAAAGUAUUGUUUUAAAAAAAACAUCGAAUAUUCCUUAAUUCCUUUAUAUUUGCCUGAAGGUUUCUAUGAAAUGGACAAUUCAGCAAUUCUUAAAAACUUUUUUUUGUAAAUUAUGAUUAUAGACUUUUAAAAAUUGGGUUUUCUUCAAUUUUAGUUUCCAGAUUAUGAUAUUAUAUUAUCAGGAGAAAGCUUUUAUCUUUCCACACUUGUACACUUUACUGAUAACAGUUUCCAGGAAGGUACAAGCCAAAGACAAUUUUGCAAAAAUUUGCUUUAUUAUGUCAAUUUUUUCCGUUUUCAUUUCAAAGUUUCAUAAUUAAAAUUCAUCAUAUUAUAGAGAGGAAGAGGAAAAAUAGUAUGUUUUUUGUUUUCAAAGUGUACAGGUCAAGAUGAUAGUAGGAAACUUUACAAAUUUUAUUGUUUUUUUUCCUUUAAUUUAAUUGCUGCAUAGCAUAUUUAAGUUGUAGCAUAUUUUAUAAUUUAUUAUUUGUAAAACUUGAGGUCCUUUGAACUUUGAUAUUAUUUUAGGGGAUGACUUUUUUUCAAUUAAUAAAACAUGUGUUAAUGUACAAUUGGCAAUCUUAGCCUAACAUUAGUCUGGAAACCAUGACAGCAGCUGUUGAACAGUGAGAUAAAAUUGACAGAUUUAAAAAAAAAUGGUUGUGUUUGAAAAAGUCAUUUUUGCAUGAUCUCAUUCCUGCUGUAUAUAUUACUUCUGUAUUUAAUCAUGUGAUUCCUUGUUGACUUUUGAAUAAAGUAGACUGGGUGAUAUGCUUUUUAGGAAAAGAGCAAAUUGUUU